CGGUUGAACGCAAGCUCUGUCGUCACGAUAAUUUAUCGUCUACAUAUCUUUCCGGUUGUCUUCCCCAUGCCAGCACUCUCAAGAGCACUAGCCUCUCGCAUCUCUAAUUGCCGGCCUCUAUCAACCAAAAGCACAUGUAACUUCCGCGACGCCGUCACCAUUACGGGGCCGAAGAAUGGUGACAAUGUCGGCACAGAAGAGCCCAUCAUCUUCAAACAAUGGUUCCAAGACAUGCCUGCUACUCAGAAAUGGUUUACACCCAUGAAAUCCGACCCUUCAUACCAUGUGUUAAACCUGAGGUACCUUGAACAAUUCGAGGGCACGUCCGUACCACUUGAAUUGACCCGUUUUGAUGGGACAGAACAGCGUCCUGCAUCUUUCACACGGUCCGAAGCGCCUUUAUCCUUGCUUCUGAUGCACAUGAGCAGCAUCGAGCAAUCCCCUUCUAGCACAUUGUACCUUGCGCAGUGUCCCCUCGAAGACUUGCCUUCCACUUGCCAAGACGAUGUACCCGUUCCCGAUCUCAUCAGACGCAUCGGCCGCGGCGAUAUAUAUGCAUCCAGUCUAUGGAUGGGGCGUGCACCUACACACACACCGUUACAUCGCGAUCCCAACCCGAACCUUUUUGUGCAAUUGGCGGGGCGGAAAGUUGUACGCUUGGUGAAGCCCGCACAAGGUAGGCAACUCUACGAGCGGUCACGCGUUGGCCAGGGGCAUGCGAAUAUGCGAGGUGAGGAGAUGAUGGUCGGUAAAGAAAUGGAGCAGCUAGAGCAUGCUGUUUGGGGUGAAGGUGCAAAUGACGCGGAUGCUGUCAACGGCGUAGAAGCUAAACUCGAGUCUGGAGAUGCUCUUUUCAUUCCCCUCGGCUGGUGGCACGCCGUGCGUGGAAUAGGAAGAGGAGCCAACGCUUCAGUAAAUUGGUGGUUUAGAUGA
Messenger RNA from Periconia digitata, 933 nucleotides. NCBI's taxonomy places the organism in Eukaryota, Fungi, Ascomycota, Dothideomycetes, Pleosporales, Periconiaceae. The record is from the annotation of a GenBank genome assembly.